This is a messenger RNA of Closterium sp. Yama58-4, 426 nucleotides long. The record is from the annotation of a GenBank genome assembly. Lineage: Eukaryota; Viridiplantae; Streptophyta; Zygnematophyceae; Desmidiales; Closteriaceae.
AUGGGGCAAGAUGAGUGGAGGGCGCUGCUGCCAGUCAUGAUGACCCGCUUCGACGCGCUUUACCCCAGUGCCACCUACCAGCACCAGGUGCAGCAGCUGUGCCUGCACACCAUGCUCGUGCUCUUCAGGCUGUGCCCCGCGCUGCUGCUCGCUGUACAGCCCACCAUAGUUCGCGUCAUCACUGCUCCGAUUACAUCCAUGGCCCAGGUAACCGCUGAAGUCAUUGAAGCAUUCUGUGAGUUUCCCUGUGCAUGCCAGCCCACCAUAGUGCACGUCAUCACUGCUCCGAUUACGUCAAUGGCCCAGGUAGGUAUUUCUUGGUACCACAGCAAGCCUAGUCCUUUGACCACACGUGACUUUGUUCGAGUUCCUAUUGUUUGCCCCCUCUGCUCCCCUGCAUUGAAGCGUGCUGGCCAGCCAGUCUAG